Helianthus annuus (common sunflower) is the source of this 656-nucleotide messenger RNA. Its product is annotated as dehydration-responsive element-binding protein 1D. Gene Ontology annotation, biological process: regulation of DNA-templated transcription. Gene Ontology annotation, molecular function: DNA binding; DNA-binding transcription factor activity. NCBI's taxonomy places the organism in Eukaryota, Viridiplantae, Streptophyta, Magnoliopsida, Asterales, Asteraceae. The record is from RefSeq and is a predicted model, not a curated record. The transcript has a single exon.
CUACCAACUGAAACCAAAUUAGUAAUCAGAUAAUGGACAUCUCUUCAGCUUCUGAAUGUAGCAGCAGCACCGAAGAACUAAUGCUGGCUUCGUGAAUCCCUAAAAAGAGAGCCGGAAGGAAGAAGUUCAAAGAGACUCGACACCCGUUUUACCGAGGAGUGAGGAGAAGAAAUCCCGGCAAGUGGGUGUGUGAAGUGAGAGAACCAAAUAAUCAAUCAAGAGUGUGGCUGGGGACGUAUCCGACAGCAGCAAUGGCGGCCCGGGCACACGAUGUGGCGGUUUUGGCCAUGAGGGGGCGGUCGGCUUGUUUAAAUUUUGCUGACUCAGUGUGGCGGCUGCCUGUACCGGAGUCUAACAAUGUAAAGGAUAUACAAAAGGCAGCGGCUGAGGCUGCAGAGGGGUUUAGACAGACGGAAGACGCCAUGGAGUUGUUUAAGCAGACGGUGGUGGGAACCAAUGAAUUGCCGGAAGUAGUGGUCUACGCCGAUGAGGAGGAGAUAUUUGGAAUGUCUGGAUAUAUUGCUAGCAUGGCUGAGGGACUCAUGGUACCGCCACCUCAGAUGGUGGGGUAUGCUAACUUUGUGGAUGAUGAAGAUUUUUGUGUUGACAUGUCUUUAUGGAGUUUUAUGUAAUUUCUUUUAGUAAGAUAUAUUUUC